This is a messenger RNA of Caenorhabditis remanei, 825 nucleotides long. RefSeq lists its product as uncharacterized. The record is from RefSeq and is a predicted model, not a curated record. The coding region runs from base 1 to 825 and encodes 274 amino acids. The transcript has 4 exons. NCBI's taxonomy places the organism in Eukaryota, Metazoa, Nematoda, Chromadorea, Rhabditida, Rhabditidae.
AUGGAUGGUGAAAUCACAAAAUGUCCUUACAACACUAUCUAUGCGCCAUUGAAGAACAAGAAGCCCGAAGGAGGAGUGUUGUGUUGUGUUCACGGUGCGAAUUGUGUCUACAGUAAUCAUAACAAUACGAAGAAGUCCGACGAGAAUCAAUAUGUGAAUUUGGGAUCGCCGAAGAAAGAGGAUCCGAUUGCAUCGAAAUUAGUGGAGAAGUUGAAUAAAUUGGUGGUUGAGGAGAAGGUUCCGACACGUCCGAAAGUGGAAACAAUGAGUUUGUACACUCUGAUGGAGAAGGAAAGCACGAGAAAAGGGAAGAGUGAGAAGGAGAAAAAGAAGAAGAAAGAGCCGACGGAGCAGAGUGAAUCUUAUGUUAUGUUGGGUCCGACGAGUGAGGGCCAGACUUCAACUGUUCUGUCGACUUCAGCUCCUGCAUCUGAAAUCUCGAUCAUUGAUCGACAGGAUGAUAGCGAUAGACGCGGUGAAGCCUCAUCUGCCUACAUCGGUGUGCUCACUCUCGCAGAAGCUGAGAAUCGUCUAACGAAUCGUGGAGAAUUCGCCCUCUACCAUCUCUCCCAUCCAGCUGGUCGCCUCGAUACUCUCUACGAAUCCCUCCCACUCAUGCUCAUCUACCGUACUACCACCAAAAAGAAUCGUCACUAUUCGAUUCGUGUCUCCUCGGAAAACCAAUAUUUCGUUGAUUGUGGAUAUCCGAAUGUUCGAAAACACUACUCGUUGAAUCAGUUGGUCAUGUACUAUAAGGUCUCUGCCACGUGUGAAAUCAAUCCAGAUGACACGUCGGCUGAUUCCUUUUCUUGGUGGCUUGAAUAG